Messenger RNA from Strongylocentrotus purpuratus (purple sea urchin), 3398 nucleotides. RefSeq lists its product as uncharacterized. The record is from RefSeq and is a predicted model, not a curated record. NCBI's taxonomy places the organism in Eukaryota, Metazoa, Echinodermata, Echinoidea, Camarodonta, Strongylocentrotidae. The coding region runs from base 165 to 1745 and encodes 526 amino acids. The transcript is spliced from 3 exons.
ACGAAAAUAUUGGGACGAUAAUUUGUGCAGCGUGUCUUGUCAUCAACAUUGAAUUUGAUCUUUUUAGUGGAUGCACAUUCUUCUACUACCAGCAUUAUAAGCUGCCUUAAGGAGGAAAUACAGCGUAUUAUAUUUAAUUAACAGGGGAAGGCUAUUGAUGAAACAUGGAGGACGCCGCUGGGAAAGAUUCAAAAGUUGACAAAGAGAAAACGACUAAACCUUUAUUUAGGGCUGAUGUGAUUGCCUGGAUGCUUGGUGUUAUCUUUAUCUUUCUCCUGCUCAUAGCCGUGAUGUUUAUCGGACGUGCCAGGCGAUGGGACGCUGACUCAGGAUUUACACACAACACAAGUGAAACCUCCGAGGAGCGUUUCCUCUCAGAACCCUUCGUGGAGGAGCCCGGUGUCAUUGGCCGAUGCGGUAUAGGAGCCACAUCACGAUGGUACUACUGGAAACUGAAGCCCGUCGAGGUCUCUGCUCUCACCAGGAUUAUACCUUGGCUUUGUUACACCCUGCAUCAACUCUUCGUCUGGUCCUGCAUCUAUUACGCUCAGAAGAAGAAGACGGUUUACGCCGAUCCCAACGUCCCGCGGUAUUCUUCCAAGCUGAAUAACUUCAACUUGGUUGCCUUGAUAGGAAACAUGGUCUUCCAUCUGAUUCACCUUGGACAGACCCAUUGGACUUACGAUUCUCUGGCCCAGGACGUCUCAGGACCAAGCAACAUCGGCUCUGCCAUCAUUAUGCUCAUUUUCAUCCUAAUGUUGGAAUACCGAAAUCGCGGAAUGGCUUUCGGAUGGCCAUCUCAGGAUGACAAGGGUAAGAUAAGCAAUAAGAUGAGACUUCCUUGGGGUCCGCAGGCGAUGAUCCGCAAGUACCAUGGCUAUGUCUUUGCUUGGGGUGCUGUCUUUACCUUCUGGCAUCAUCCUAUGGAGAACACCAUCGGCCAUGUGAUGGGUUUCACGCACACCUGGAUGUUCUUACUGCAGGGGAGUCUGAUGUUCACUCAGGUCCAUCUCAACCGCUACUGGCGUCUCCUUCUAGAGGCUUGGGUAAUCAUCCAUGGUACCGUGGUAGCUUGGCAGACAGGAAACUUCCUCCCUACCCUCUUUCCCAUGUUCAUGUUUGGAUUCCUCUGGCUGUUGGUCAUGACGCAGCUUUUUGGUUUACCAUUCUGGCAGCACAUCCCAAAGUGGUGUCGCUUUGUUCCUUUUACGGUUUAUCUCAUCACCGGGAUAUGCAUCUACGGGUUUGUUCUACCAGACGGCGACGGACGAUACUGGGUGCGCCUAAACGAACUGGUGCGGAUUCCCGCCAUCGAAUACGUCGGGAUUCUUUUCGCUUGGUUGGUCAUGUGGUUCUUCUUGUGGAUCGAGAAAAAGAUCAAAGGUGACAAGUACGACGAACCGUUCCAACCCCCAAGCACUGUCGUCGAGAUCCUUUAUAUCUGUGGUGUUAUCUUCACCUACGCGAUCAUGAUGGCCGUUUCCAUACUCGUUCAGGCUUUAGAUUGGCAGGCCGACAUCAUCACUCUCUUAUUGUUCUUUAUGCUUUUCUUUUCGGUUGGAGUUGCCGUCACUUGUAUGCUACUACGCCAGAUUAUCAGACCAAUAAAUGACGGAAAGGUUGUCGACAACAAAUCUGCUGUAACCAUGAAAGUCGAACCGGCAUUUGUUAAUGAAGCAUUUAGCACUGAUGCUAGCGAUGACAUUCUCCCUAAACAUCCACUCCCUAAUGAUAUGAAGGUAUGAGCUGUAUUACCCCUAUUAAUCAAUGAUUAUAAUAAUCAUAUUGAUAAUAUUGUUUACCCGGGGUAGCCUCAUCAACUUGACUGUUGUUCUUCUUCCUGAAUGCCCUGCUUUUUGUACAUGUCUUUGAUCUCUCUCUCUCUCUCUCGAUAUAUAUAUAUAUUAUAUACAUACACAUACCCUUGUUGCGGCACAAAUUGUUCCUCUGCACUGAUAUACACUCUGCUAAUAUUAUGAAUGUUGGUGAUCUAUAUAAUGUAAAUAAGAUACCAAAUAAGUUGCCGGGCACAAUAUCACUUGCUAAACGCGUCCCUAAAUUCAUGAUAGGAUUUGAAACACAUUCAAGGAUGAAAGUAGAUUUCUGAAUAUAUUUGAAAAUUAUGUAUGUAUUCUUGAUGCAGUUAUCCAUACACGUACUUUCAUGCAAAUAUCAUAAAUGAGGGACUGGUUGCCACGCCCACGCCAGGAUAGAUAUUCUCAAUCUCUGAGAAGGGUGGCUCCUUAUCCUGCAAUCAGAUGCAGAAUUGAUAGGUACAAAAUAAGCCCAAUUCCAUUCUUGGUCGAUCUAUUGAAUGAUAUGUAACUAUAUGAUCGCCAAACAUAGUUAGUUAGUCUAUGCGCAAGACCAGAUGAUCAAUUUCUUUUCACUUCUUAAUAUAUAUAUAUAUUACCAGUUUGUAAAAUGAUAUUAUACUUUUUAAUGAACUCUAUCCAGUUAAUUGACAAAUCAUUGCUGUAUCAAUCGUAACUGCUAAACUUCUUCUCCUCUUCCAUUGUUUCUAGCUCUUUCUCUCUCUCUCUCUCUCUCUCUCUCCUAUUCUCUCUCUUUCUCUUUCUCAAUCCCCUCUCUCUCCUAUUUUAUCGGUCACUCUCUAUUUGUUUCUAUUGUAACGAUUUGAAAAAGCUGGCCCUACUGACAAACCGAUCAGCACAUGAUCCGUAUAAAACCCAUGAAUAUUAAAAGUAUAUCUAUAUUGUGGUAUCGUAAAUUUUAACUUAUUUUCUGUCAAUUUGAAGUACUUUUCCAAUGUAUCACUAUAUUUCACUGAUCUUUUUAAUCUGUCACAAUAAAGCAAUUAUUCACUUUUACAGUCUAUUGCAAUUAUUUUAAUAGCCGGCUCUCGUUACAAACAAACACGACCCGUUAAAAGUCAAAGAACAUCAGAGAGGAAAUAUCAUUGUAUGUACAUAUUUAUAUAUAUCUUUAUAUUAUAUACUUUUACUAUAAUCUUGAACAAAUUUUAAAUUCAUGUCACGUAAUGUUUGAUUUCACAUUUAUUUAUUGUAUUUUAAUGUUUUUAUAAAAUUGUCAAAAGUCACACAAUUCAGCAUUCGGGCUGCGAGAUGAUUUUAAAUAAAACAAAUCAUUUAUAUCACUGGUCCAUUAUAACAUGUCAAUAUAUCGUCAACAAUCAUUCAGGCUUCCAAUAUAAUGAAGUAAAAAUGUGUUUACUCCAUGGCCAUUGUGGUGUUGUUUGUACAUAUUUGAUAUGUCUAAACUUAUGGUAAUAUAUGCUGAGUAUCAGGUAAAAAGCUUUUUAAUUUUGUUUGCAAGUUCAAUACACAUGUAUUCAGAUAUUUCAGAAAUGUUUUGUUACUACAGUGUGUCUUGAUUGAACACAAUAAACAACAAUGUAAUCAUGACUAAUGAUAUAA